Striga asiatica is the source of this 2964-nucleotide messenger RNA. NCBI's taxonomy places the organism in Eukaryota, Viridiplantae, Streptophyta, Magnoliopsida, Lamiales, Orobanchaceae. The record is from the annotation of a GenBank genome assembly.
CCCAAUGUGAGUGUUACGUAAAUUAUUAUGCAUUACUCAAAAUUAAAUGAGAGCAAAAUUGAGAGCACAAGAAGACAAUGUUUUGUCAACAAUAGCCUGCUCUUUUGUCUGUAGAAUGUUACGAAACUAGUCAAAGAUAAAAGGGAAUAUUUUUAGGAAAAUGUGAUCAAUAAAUCCCAUUUCACAUCAUUGAGUAUGAAAUUAUGAAUGUUCAUCUGUAUGUAGCCUCGAGAGGCCCAUGACCUAAUGGGGCCUAUAAAUGAGCAACUCAUUUAAGCCUAAAUUCCUUAUUUUUUUAAAAAGGUUAAUCCAGAAAUAACAGAAACAUGACCACCACCACCGCACGGCCGCCCCUCAACUCUCUCCGGCCACUGCGCCGCCGCCACGUCAAUCGCCUUUUCGCGGCAGUCUACGCCGUGGCCGUACUCUCUCUCCUCCGAUACCACACACAAACUAUCCUCGGCUCCACCACAAUUUUCUCUCUCGUCACCUCGUUCUCUCUCCUAAUCGCCGACCUCAUCCUGGCCUACAUGUGGUCCACCACCCAGGCCUUCCGCAUCAACCCCGUACGCCGGGAAGAGUUCCCCGAAAACCUAGAUCGGAGGGAUUUUCCGGCGGUGGACAUAUUCAUAUGCACGGCGGACCCGCACAGGGAGCCGCCGGUGACGGUCAUGAACACGGCCCUGUCGGUUAUGGCGUACGAUUACCCGGCCGCCGGGAAGCUGUCGGUUUACGUGUCUGACGACGGCGGGUCGGAGCUGACCGUGUUUGCUCUGAUGGAGGCGGCCAAGUUCGGGAAGCGGUGGCUGCCCUUCUGUCGGGAGAAUAACGUCACGGAUCGGUGCCCCGGUGCUUAUUUCGGGUCGGGUCGUGAUUUGAGUUCAGAGGCUGCGGAGAUUAAGAUAAUGUACGCCAGCAUGAAGAUGAAAGUGGAGAAUGUGAUGGAUAGAGGAAAAGUAAGCGAGGAAUACAUUACAAGUGAUGAUGAGCGACGAUUCUUGGAACAAUAUUGGGCCCAAGAUUUCACCCGCCAAAACCACCCAUCUGUAAUUAAGGUCUUAUUGGACUCUAAAAAAGAUAGGGAUAUUGGAGGUGAGCCCAUGCCAAACCUCAUUUAUGUGGCCCGACAAAAGAGUCCAAAUAGCCCACACCAUUUCAAAGCAGGAGCCCUCAACACUUUGCUUCGAAUUUCAGCAAGCAUGACCAACUCUCCAAUAAUUUUGACAUUGGACUGUGAUAUGUAUUCCAAUGACCCAUUGACGGCCCAAAGAGCUCUUUGUUAUCUUCUCGAUAAUUCGGGUGGGCCCAAUUGUGCGUACGUCCAAUUUCCACAACGUUUUCGUGGGUUCAAUGAGGCUGAUAUAUAUGCUAGCGAAGACAAGCGCGUGUUCAUGUGCAACCCAAUUGGCAUGGAUGGGCUGAGAGGGCCCAUUUACAUGGGAAGCGGUACGUUUUUCCCUCGUCGUGUUUUGUUUGGAGGCCCAUCCAUGUAUAUACAGCCUGAAUUGCCAGAGUUGAGCCCAGAUUGUAUUGUGGGCAAGCCCAUUGACAGUGAAGCGAUAGGCUUUCGAUAUGGGUCGUUGGUUGAGGAUUAUUUCACGGGCUAUCAGCUUCACUGUGAGGGCUGGCGGUCCAUAUUCUGCAAUCCAAUCAGGCCUGCCUUUUUGGGUGACGUGCCGAUCGCGCUGAAUGAUGUCCUGAUUCAGAACCAGAGGUGGUCUGUUGGGCUUCUAGAGGUGGGCUUUUCCAGGUAUAGCCCAUUAUCAUUCGGCAUAAAGACUAUGGGAGUCCUGAUGGCCCAAUCGUACGCACACUACGCCUUCUGGCCGAUAUGGGCAAUCCCUAUCACAGUCUACGCCUUCAUCCCCUCGCUAUGCCUUCUCCAAGGAAUACCCAUUUUCCCUAAGACCAACGAGCCUACAUUCUUUUUGUACGCAUUUUUAUUCAUCGGAGCCUAUGCACAAGACUGCUUCGAUUUCGUGAAUGCAGACGGCACAUUACUAAAGUGGUGGAGUGACCAGAGAAAGUGGCUAUUGAGAGGUCUCUCGUCUUUCCUAUUCGGGUUCAUAGAGUACGUGGCCAGUCGUCUAGGCAUGGCCGCCAAUGUGUUCAACGUGACGAGCAAAGUCAUGGAUGACGAGCUACGCCAAAGGUACAACCGAGGGACCUUCGAGUUUGGGGUCGAGUCCUCCAUUUUCGUCCCAUUAGCAACAGCGGCCAUUAUAAACCUGGUUGCCUUUGUUGUUGGGUUUGUACGCGCUUUUAGGGAUGGAAGCUUUGUCUGUUUUUUCGUGCAGAUGUUUAUUGCAGGUUUUGGGAUUGUAAAUGGGGUGCAAUUUUACGAGGCCAUGGUUUUGAGACGCGAUGAAGGGAGGAUGCCGGCGAGUGUCACAAUCACGUCGGCUCUUCUUGCGGGGUUGCUCUAUGGAAUCGCGUCUCUUCUUCUACAUGCAUGAAUAAAUUACUAAUUAAUUUCAUUUGAAAAACAUGUUGCUAAAAUUUAUGAGCAAAAAUGCAUUUUCUCAAUUUUUGUGUCAAUCACAAACAUGGGGAGUGAAAAUGGAGAGGAAUCUAUCACAUAGACGAAUAUCAUUGUCAAAAAGUAAAACUAAAACCAUAUGAUUGUUUGCCAAGCAAGAUCCAUAUGCGAGGGGUAACAUUACAUAUGGUCGGCAUUACAAAUUGAUAAGAAUUUCAGUAACAUUACAAAUUGAUAAAAAGUUUAAGGCAAUACCCCAAUUUUAACAGAAACCGAGAGGUAAAGCACAUAAUCACGAGCUCUCUGCACUGGUCGGAGCAAGAGUGGUGGUGUUACACUUACGGUGCCACGGAGGCCAAAACGGUCAGCUUCAAUGAAUUUUAACUACGUGCUAUGUAAAAAUUACUGGCUUCCCAGUUACUAAAAGUUAGCUUCAGACACUACUCAUUUUGCGACUCAAGAUUCACUGCUCAUCUUUUACGGUU